Parnassius apollo (apollo) is the source of this 849-nucleotide messenger RNA. The record is from the annotation of a GenBank genome assembly. NCBI's taxonomy places the organism in Eukaryota, Metazoa, Arthropoda, Insecta, Lepidoptera, Papilionidae.
AUGAAACGUGCAAGAGAAAAUGUACCAGAAACAUAUGCACCCCGGAAACAAGUGCAGAGUCCAGGAACAUCAUCACCGCUGACACCACCACCGGAGGGACGGGACGAAACGGGAAUAUGGGACUGGAGCAAGUUCAGGGAGGGGAUAAAGAGUUAUGUGCUGGACCUGAAGGGAUUGGGGGCGUUGCAGACGAUGGCUGCUACCGAGUCAGAUGGAGAGAUGGACGAACAAGAAGAUACUCCGUCGGAGGAGGCAGUUGCGAGAGACUUGGAGAUUACGAUGAAAGCCUGGGAAGAAGAGUACAUCAAGUCGGUACGUAUAUCCCAAGUAAUGAAAGUGAAAUGUCAACAAUUUAUAACGGACCUUAUAAACUCAUCGCUUUCCAUCAAGGAGUCAGAAGACGGCAUUGGCACCUUAUAUACGUCAGUCAUAAUAGACAGUGGGGAUUUAACUCUAGACUGGGGAGAAUUAUUCGAAACGGAACCUACAAAAAUACAAGCAUUAACUGUCUCGCUUGUAUACGCAAGUAUCUUUAUUCCGGCAAUGGUCGUCAAGUCGUACAGGACAUUCUCAGCGACGAACUUGUUGAAACUUGUCCAUGCGCCAGUCAUUCAUGUGGAAUGGACGGGAUCAAUAAAUGGACAAAAAAAAAUGUACGAGGCUGAAUGUACCGAAGGGCGAAAUACAGUACCUGGAAAUGAAGGCGGCCCAUCUCAAGCGAAACAGUCAAGACUGGUGGAUGCAGUUGAUCAAACCAAGUUGCUAUGCUCGCGAGACCAGUCUAACUUACUAAAAAGAUACUUUGGGUUUUUUGUCUUUAUGACGCCAAAAAGUGCACAAGCUAAGUGA